AUGCCAUCUGAGGCCUUCGAUGCCGGCCGCUGCCUACCGGAGCGAAGGCCCAUCUUCGAGUCUUUGGGCCGACGCUGGGUGCUGGAAGUGCAUCCCUGGAGCUCGCACCGACUCGCCACGACCAUCACGGCGAUACUUCUCAGAGAUCUGAUUGGGUACCGAGUGGCCUUCAAUCCGACAGAGAACCCACGGGGCCUCUACGAGCGGCUACAGAAGGUAUAUCAAGAGGAGGAGGUGGCACAUGCUCUCCUGCGACGAGGCGAAAGCUUUGGGUAUGCGAACAUGGAAGUUUGGAACACCAGAAUCGAAGCAUCUCCGAGUGUGGCCAUGAUCGAUGCUGGCGCGAUAGGCUAUCACGGCUACAGCGGCUGGUGGGUCUCCGAAGGCUUCGGUCGCAAUGAGAGCUACGCGCUUCCACCCGAAUUCUACCGUGCCUACGACGUCCGUCAUCCUGGCAACCUGCCCCUAUGGGAAGCUCUUCGCAACACAUCCAACGUGAGUUGUUCUUCGCGUUGCUGCUGCGCAGACUGCGCUCGGAGUUGCAUUGCUUGCGACGAAGUGCAUUGGUGUCCCAGUGGUCACGGAGGUCAGGUGCUCCCAGCUGUGCUUGCAAUGCCGGGCGUAGACGAAGGCUUCAACGAGGAGAUUGCACAGAGUCAUGGCUUUCGAUUUGGACUCCGCUAUCUCCGCCCACGCCGCUACGCACAGCUUGCCAUGGAGGCGCUGUCGACCGGUGCUCCUGCCAUCGUGCACAUGUGGCAUCCCUCGCAGCUCUAUACGCGCCUGCGGCUGCUGCAGAUACCUGUUCUGCGGCUGACCCUGCCCAGGGAUCAAUGCGUCUCCGACGGUCUCGAUGCCCCGCACUGGUCCUGUGACUUCCCGGAGCAAGAAAUGCGAAAGUUCUUGUCCAUGGACGCCAAUGCCGAUUCGGUCGCCAUGAACUUCUUCAGUCAGUUCGCUUUGCGGCAGCGCCAGGGCUCAGGCCACCGGGGCCUGGGCCAAAACCAAAGCUUGGAGGGCGCUGGGAUGGAAGAGCUGCUCGGCGCCCUGCUGGGCCCGGGCGAGGAACGGCCCAGUGACCAGGACGUCGUCCGUGUCGCUUGCAGUUGGAUCCUCGACAACGAGGCAGAGUGGUCCACCUGGGCAAAGCCUCGAGAAGUUCCCUUUUAUGCUGACACAUUAAACUCUUGGUAUCCGUUUCCGUCGUUGGCUGCCUUGCUGCUCCUUGCCGUUGGGACGAUGACACUUCUGGAGAAUGCUUGCUUGUCGACUACAUUAAGUGUGAAAGAAUGGCGGCGGAUUUUGAACAAGAAUGGGGCAGUUUGGCGAAGCGAUGUGGAGCUGAAGCUGCGGAAGAACCUCGGGGACAGUCCAGUCAGCCCAGCGAGCGGGAGCGCAAGUCCACGAAGGAUGUCAGCAUCCCAGGCCCAGGUCUCCUUGAAGGACUGGGAAGGCUUGGCAGAGAAAUCCCUGCGACGAGCCAGCGAGUUCUGGAAGCGCGCGGAUCGCUGGGUGACCGAAGCUCGCCAGUGGCGAAGGCCGCCAGACUCGGACGCCGUCUCCAGGCAAGCUGAGACCGGGACCGGCGGGCUCCAGGAGGAGGCGAGCUUUGUAAGCUUCGCACACCACAGCUUCCCCUGCUUCCAGCAUUCCAAAGAAGCGGUGGUGUUUCUGCGACGCUCCAGGCAGGAAUCUGGCUUGGAAGUGGAAGUUGUGGUGGAAGCCAGCGAGGGUGGCGCAAAGGCGGACAAGGACUUUUAUCCUCAGAGCCACGCCGUUGUUUUUCUGCCUGGCCAGAACGAAGCAGUGCUUCGGAUACCCGUGGUUCACCACCAGGACUGUUGGCAGAACUCCUAUUGGUUCCAGGCUCGACUUGGGAGCCUGCGGGGCCCGGGCGGGCCCAUGGCCGUAAAAGCAGCCCCAGCCAAAGCAACGAUUUGGGUCUUUGACGAGGACACGUGGCCAGCCAACAUCCCUGCUCAUAUGCGGACCGGCAAGGGCAUCAGCUUGAUGAGGUACUUUAUCAAAGCGGACCGGAGCAGGAGAGGGGAGAAGUGGACCAAGACGAUGAUCGCCAUGGUCUUCUUGCCGGUGCACUCAGUGCUUGUCUCCACCCUCGUGCAAAAGACGCUAGUCGACCAUGCAAUUGGUCGGUUAAUCGGCUUGAACUCCACCUGGGGGUAUCUGGAAUGCUUGUUGUUGGUCCUAGUUCAGCUCCUGAGCCUGGGCCUGAACCGCUGGGCCGACGUGGUGCAGACCCGGAACCGUGGCCGCACCGGGGGCAUCCGCCAGGCGCACCGGUCGGACAUGAUCCGGAAGUUCAUGCACCUGGAACGCAACGAGUACUGGGAGGCAUCCGAUGCAGACUGGCUCUAUGCAGCCAUCUACGAUGUCGAUAUCAUCACCGGCAAAGCGUAUUUCCAAGUCUUCGUUCUCGCACAGAGCUGCUUUGCCCUCCUCCUUUCGGUGCUGCUAGUCACCGGACUGGCAGUGUGGAGCUACCUGGAGCAGGCCACGGAUGGCGCCUCUGCCUUCGUCGGGGUCCAAACAGCAUGGUACGUCACCGGUGUCUUGGCCAUGAUCGUGGCUGGCUUCUUUGGUGUAUGGAUCCGGAUGAAGAUCAUAUGGGUGGCCGUGCUGGCGAGAAAGAAGCAAGAAUGCCGCUGGUUCAAAUCAUGUGUUUGGGUCUUCACGAGCUGGCGGCAGUUUACGGGGUUAAUGCAAUCCGAGAAGGCGAAGAUCGAAGCGCGCGUUCAGUCGCAGAAUGCUGCCUUCGUUCCCGCUCACUGGGAUGCACGCGAUGCAAUGAAUGACACGGCUUGGAUUACGCAUUGGAUUCAGGGUGUGGCAUACUGCCUGAUGCUUGCAUUUGGCUCCUUUGCACUGGCAGAAUACCAAACCUAUGGCAUCGGCGCCAUGGAGGUGGGCACCUUCUAUGCUCUCUGCAAGAUAUAUUUGAGUGUGGGAAAGUAUAUUGGUCGCCUGAGCAAUACCUUCGUCAACAUGCAACAGGCCAUCGUUUCUCUGAGAGACGUGGCGGCACUCCUGAAUCAAACUUGCCAGAGGUCACAGCGACAAGAGGCACUUCGCCUCGGCAAACUUCGGAGCUACAAAAGCCGGCCUGGGACGCUCAGCGGCAUCCUGCGCUUCCAAGACAACCUCUGCUUCAUGCGGCCCGAGCACUUCAAGGUAGGCUCGACCUUCUCGGAACUUCGGCUUCGAAAAGGCUGUUGUCUGCCACUCGGGCGUGCAAUCCAUGUGUCCGCAAGGAACGAGCGUGUCUUGCGGAGCUUUCUUGGCCUCGCUGCGCAGGUCAUCCUCCCCACCGGACCUUUGGGCGAGGAAGCAUCGCUGAAGACACCUUCGGUGCUGGUCCCACCGGGCCUGACACUGAAGAUGCUCCCCACUGUGCCUGUGACUUUCGGAACUGGGCCCUCGACCUUGGAGCAGCUAAGUUUCACGGGCGCACCUCUGGAGCUCUGCGAAGCGCUGCUGGCAGCAGUGGGCCUGGACAAAGAUCGCGAGCCCCAAAGCCUGGGCCCGGGAUCCUCCCAGGCACGGCUCCGCACCUCGACAUCCUCUGCAGAAACAUGA
Molecule: messenger RNA, 3594 nt
Organism: Symbiodinium sp. CCMP2592
Lineage: Eukaryota; Dinophyceae; Suessiales; Symbiodiniaceae
Source: the annotation of a GenBank genome assembly